AUAAAUUCAUGUGACCACCUUGAUUUCCUCUUAAUUUACCCGUUUCUAUAUACAUUGGCCCCGUAUCGUCUGUUUGCCCUCUCUCUAGCUGUUCGGCCUGUCACAGUUGAUGAAGGGGAAGGGUAAGGAGUGGAUCUUGUGCCCAUAGAAAAAGGGCACCCUUUUGUCGAUUAAGCCAUGGAUGCCUCUUCUUUGCUUGCUGCUUCCCCUCCUUUACCCACCACUCCCUCAAGAAAGACCUUCUCUAAACCCAUUCUCGGACUGAAACUACACUGGAAACGCGUGAGAAGGCAUGGGUGGAAACCCUUCAUUGCUACAACUAAUCCAAGAUGUGCAAUGGACAUAUCCUUUGGUGGUGGUGGCAGCAUAGAAAGAAGCCUUCCCAAAUUUCCACGUAUUCAUGUAUGGGAUCCAUAUAAGCGCCUUGGUGUAAGCCGUGAUGCUUCUCAAGAGGAAAUUCUGGGGGCCCGGAAUUUUCUCUUGCAGCAAUAUGCAGGUCAUGAGAGAAGCAUGGAAUCCAUAGAGGAUGCUUACGAGAAGAUUAUCAUGGCUAGUUUCAGGUUAAGAAAGAAAAUGAAAAUCAACCUGAGGACGCAAUUGAAGAAGAAAGUGGAAGAAUCUCCUCCUUGGUUUAAAAACUUGCUUAAUUUUGUGGAGGCUCCUCCACUUGAGGUGAUCCUCAGAAGAUUCGCCCUCUUUGCUUUCAUGGGGGGGUGGAGUAUUAUGAAUUCUGCAGAGAGUGGGCCUGCAUUCCAGGUUGCGGUCUCACUGGCAGCAUGCAUUUACUUCCUCAAUGAGAAGACCAAGAACGUUGCCCGAGCUUCCAUUCUGGGGUUCGGAGCCCUUGUGAUUGGCUGGUUAUGUGGAUCCGUCAUCGUUCCCACAAUCCCCACAGUUUUAUUGAGGCCAACUUGGACACUUGAACUCCUAACUGCACUUGUGUCGUAUGUUUUUCUCUUCCUCGCAUGUGCUUUCCUCAAGUGAAAGUGUGAGAUAAGAAUAUUGUUUUUAUAGAGCCAUUAAAUCUCAUCAUCAGAGUUUUCAGAACCAUUAAAUUUCAUUAUCAUCAGAGUUUUGUAUUUUAUUUAAAAUGUAGAGGUUUUAGUUUCUUAUAGAUGUGACUAAAUUUA
This is a messenger RNA of Amborella trichopoda, 1130 nucleotides long. RefSeq names its product cell growth defect factor-like protein (DUF3353) (gene CDF1). The record is from RefSeq and is a predicted model, not a curated record. Lineage: Eukaryota; Viridiplantae; Streptophyta; Magnoliopsida; Amborellales; Amborellaceae. Gene Ontology annotation, cellular component: chloroplast membrane.